AUGACAAGCGACGACCAGUUCUUCUUGGACUAUCUCGCAUCUAUCCCUCAUGACGUAAGACGUUACUCGGCACAAGUAGCCGACUCCAUCGACCGACAAGUCGACUACGCCGCAACUGUUAUCCGGGAUAGGCUGUCAGAGCAGUCAUGGAUUCCAGAUUCAGUUCGCCCAGCGAUGCGCGCGCCUCGGAUGCGCUCUCAAGUUGGUUUGAUCGCACGCACUCAAGACUGGAUGUCACGGAAUCGCGCAUGGACUGCUGCGAUCCUGGCAUUUGUCGGGACAGGCUGUGCGAUGUACUAUGGGAAUAAAAGCCUGCAUGCGAAAAGGCGACGAGCCAGGAAGGCUGGGAAUGGGUCGCGCAAAGAAAUCGUUGUCGUGGCGGGAUCCCCUCAGGACCCCUUGACAAGGGCUAUUGCGUCAGACCUGGAACGCCGUGGGUAUAUCGUCUUCAUCACCGUGACUUCUGCAGAUGAAGAACGCAUUGUUCAGUCUGAAAACCGGACCGACAUCAAGGCCCUCUGGUUGGACUUGACGGCUAAACCAUCGACUCCCUCCGAGAUUCAUCCUUCCUUGUUUGAACUGCGCACGCUGAUCACCACACCUCAGUACCCUCACCCCGGAAUGCCCCCACAUACUUGCCAGCUGAGCGGUCUCAUCAUCGUACCCUCGCCAAACUAUGCUUCCGGCCCUGUCGCAACUAUUCUCCCCUCCUCCUGGGCUGACAUCGUCAAUGCCCGUCUCCUCUUUUCUAUCCUCACAACCCAAAUAUUCCUCCCUUUGUUCACCCUUCGCAACAACUCUAGUACCAUAAUAUUCGCGUACCCCUCGGUUUCAUCAUCUCUUGCCGCACCCUUCGCCGCGCCAGAGGUCACCGCUGUUCGGGCAAUUUCCGGAUUUGCGGAGUCUCUCCGACAAGAGCUCCGACUGCUAAAGUGCAAGAACGUAGACGUCGUCGAGCUUCGGAUCGGAAAUGUUGAUCUCGGACCAGGCUAUCGCAAUCUGCAAAGCCAGAUUACCGGAACCGAGAUUCUGGCUUGGAACGACCAGCAGAGAUCCCUCUACGGCCAAUCCUACUUAUCAAGUAUCGAACAGCGCCCGGUGGCAACCACGGGCCCUGCCACGAUCAAAGGAUCGCCAGCUCGGCAUCUGCACUACGCUGUGAUGGAUGCACUGGAGCCUGCAUCGCGCAAUUUCCUUGGAUGCAAGCGAUCCAAAAAGACCGUAAUGUUCGUUGGCCGGGGUGCUCGGUCUUAUAGUGUGAUAGGUGCUUGGGUUCCGAGUGGUCUGGUUGCCUUGAUGAUGGGUUACCGCAGUGGACAUGCGGCAGGCGACGAUAGCCCCAGUGAGAGCGAGACGAGCUGGGAACGUGUCUAA
Penicillium chermesinum is the source of this 1374-nucleotide messenger RNA. RefSeq names its product DUF1776 domain-containing protein. The record is from RefSeq and is a predicted model, not a curated record. NCBI's taxonomy places the organism in Eukaryota, Fungi, Ascomycota, Eurotiomycetes, Eurotiales, Aspergillaceae. Bases 1 to 1374 code for a protein of 457 amino acids. The transcript is spliced from 4 exons.